ACGGAAAGGAUUAUGAAGAAAUUGAAAAAUCCUGAAAGAGAAAUCCGGUGGACGAAAUAAUCAAUUUUUCACCCGUUGGAUAAACCCUGCAUCUUAAAUUUCAAGGUAAAAUCUCUACUUUCCUGGAUUCCCACGUCAAAAUUUCACACGAAAAAGCAUUCCAAUUCUAAUAUACACAAAUAUAUUCGAUGCUAUUCCGAAGGUUAUGCUUCUCUUUAUCGAAAUCUUGCUACCUACCUUUUUUUCUAUCCUCAAAAUUGACAAACCCGUUUGCUAGUUUAAACUCAAACCCAGGAUUUAUAUCGAAUUGUGAAUCCGUGAAACUAAGGUUUCAGAGGCGGAUGUCCGUGAAUUCGCACAAUUUGGUGUCCGAAAAUGCCGCAAGUUCCACUAUGGAUGAUCCUAGGAAGCCCCCAGUCGUCCCCAUUCCAUCCCCGGAAACUGCCGAACCGAUCGAGGUAUUCAGGGCCCUGGAGGCCUCUUUGGGCUUGCAAUUUAGCUCUCAGCCCAUAUUCCCGAAACCUGGACCUUUGAUUAUUGUUAUAAGUGGCCCCAGUGGUGUUGGCAAAGAUGCUGUGAUCAAAAGAUUGAGAGAAGUUAGAGAAGAUCUGCAUUUUGUGGUUACAGCAACUAGCCGAGCUAAAAGGCCUGGAGAAGUUGAUGGAAAAGAUUACUUUUUUGUGAGUAAAGAAGAAUUUUUAUCCAUGAUCCAGAAAAAUGAGCUAUUGGAGUAUGCAUUGGUGUAUGGUGACUAUAAGGGGAUCCCUAAGCAGCAGAUUAGGCAGUACAUGGAGAAAGGGUGUGACAUUGUAUUGAGAGUGGAUAUACAGGGAGCCAUGACGUUGAGAAGGAUCUUGAGUAAGAGUGCGAUUUUCGUAUUUUUGGUGGCAGAGAGUGAGGAGGCAAUGGUGAAGAGAUUAAUUGAUAGGAAGACAGAAACGAAGGAGACUCUGCUCAUGAGAGUUGCAACAGCUAGGGAAGAGUUGAGGCAUUUGAAUGAGUUUGAUUAUGUGGUUGUAAACAAGGGAGGUGAGUUGGAGAGUGCAGUGAAGCUGUUGGAGUCCAUCAUUGAUGCUGAGAAGGCUAAAGUGCAGCAAAGGAGAGUGGUCAUUUAGAUAAGAACCCAUCAAAAAAAUUAGGUUAGUAUAGUGCAUGUUGAAACUUAUUGGAGUACUUUUGAAACUAUAUUUCCUAUGGUAUAUUGUCAUCGAUUAUGUUCUUAGCAAAUAUGGUUUGGGCCAUUUCUCUAUUGAUUGAUUCUUCAAUGUGUCAAUGAGUCUACUGGUGAAUCCGUCAUGUGAAUCUUUCGUGGGUCUUUGUAUUUGGGUGUGUCUGUCUGUAUCUUACAUGUGCUGAAUUGUAUUAUUAAAAGAUCAUGUUGUUACUAA
This is a messenger RNA of Olea europaea var. sylvestris, 1388 nucleotides long. Its product is annotated as guanylate kinase 2, chloroplastic/mitochondrial. The record is from RefSeq and is a predicted model, not a curated record. Bases 189 to 1115 code for a protein of 308 amino acids. Lineage: Eukaryota; Viridiplantae; Streptophyta; Magnoliopsida; Lamiales; Oleaceae. Gene Ontology annotation, cellular component: cytosol. The transcript has a single exon. Gene Ontology annotation, biological process: purine nucleotide metabolic process. Gene Ontology annotation, molecular function: GMP kinase activity.